AUCUCCCGUAGCCAUCCAUCUGACGCCCAGUCGUAGCUGUUUGGUUCAUCAUGGCAACCUACAAUCCAUUCGCCAAACGAGAGUCGCACGACAGGUUCUCGCUGGGAACCUAUCGUGUUCUCGUGCCUUUGUCGUGGGCGCUUGUCGUGAUCGUCGGCAUCUACUAUUCCAGCCAUGCCCCCGAUGUCAAGCACGGCCAUACUAUCUGGAAGCAGGCCAACAAGCAUAUCACACCCUUUAGCUUGAGCACUGUCAUUGGUGGUAUCUACUGGGUCAUUGUACUCAUAUCCCAAGUCGGCUAUGUGUAUCAUCUCUUCUCCAAUGACGCCGUGGUGGCUACCGCCGCUGCCAAUGUAGGAUCCCACUUCAUUCUGAACAACCUGUUCAUCUUUGCUUGGAUUCUCCUGUGGACCCGCAACCACUUCUGGGGCUCAGAGAUCAUUUUGAUCGCGCACUUCUUGAAUCAAAAGACGACCUACUGGCGCCAUCGCACGCUGCCAUCUAUCUCACACUUCGCCGCCGUCGCAGCGCCCUACGCCUGGACUCUGAUUGCGCUGUUCUGGAACGGAGCUGUCGCAGUGAACAGCAACAGCCUCCCGGCGAGGAUCGUGGCUAAUGUGUUCAUCUGGGUGCUUUUCUCAUUGGGCUCGACGCACAUCUUGGCCACCCAGGAUGACAUUCUGGGUUACAGUCUGAGUUUCUUGACGCUGGCAUUGGCCGUUAAGCAGGUUGGCGUCAAGAUUAUUUCCCUGCAAUGGAUUUUCGCCAUUGUCAUCUUUGUCGUCUUCUUCGCGGAGUCCCUCUACAUUACUUUGACGAAGUACUCCGGUCGCAAUGUCUUCUUCCGCAGGGCUGAGCAGCCGCUGGCGGCCGACCGUGAGCGGGAGCCUUUGCUCAACGAAUCGGCACAGCCUGCGCAGUCUGCCUAAUUAUGUGAUGUCGAGCUGAGCGUACGAUGGAUACUUGCUGGGAUUCAUGUGGUUUCUAGGCCACUUGAUUUCGCAGGGAAGUCAGACAAUUGUGUUCGGUUGGUUCUCGUCGUCUCCUCUCGGCGCUGUAUACUGCCAUGGGUAUUACCCGCUAUGGUUCUCGGGAUUGAUUGUCCGCAAGGCUGGAGUCAUGAUUGAGUUACGGCAUCGGUCAAUGGGCUUUAUAGUAAUCGGGUGCAAUUUCGGUGCAAUGUGUCUGUCUUCGCUGGAUUUAUUGUCAAUUCCUCUGGAAACGAUCUGUUGUUAUAUUAUUG
This is a messenger RNA of Aspergillus ibericus CBS 121593, 1243 nucleotides long. RefSeq names its product DUF1774 domain-containing protein. Lineage: Eukaryota; Fungi; Ascomycota; Eurotiomycetes; Eurotiales; Aspergillaceae. The coding region runs from base 51 to 929 and encodes 292 amino acids. The transcript is spliced from 4 exons. The record is from RefSeq and is a predicted model, not a curated record.